Centruroides sculpturatus (bark scorpion) is the source of this 858-nucleotide messenger RNA. RefSeq lists its product as uncharacterized. The transcript is spliced from 2 exons. The coding region runs from base 174 to 656 and encodes 160 amino acids. NCBI's taxonomy places the organism in Eukaryota, Metazoa, Arthropoda, Arachnida, Scorpiones, Buthidae. The record is from RefSeq and is a predicted model, not a curated record.
UAACAAUUCAAUACUUCUAAUUUUUACACAAAAACAAUCAAACAAUUGUUCAAUUGUCGGGAUCAACAAUUCUGUUGCAUAUUUGUAAAAUAUUCAUUUGGACGCUGGAAGAAGUAUUUAAUAAUUUAUAUAGUAUUUAACGUAUACGUUUUAGAUAAAUUGAUAAACAAAAUAUGCACGUUUUUGAGUUCAGAAGUUUUCCGGACAAUGAAUAUAGAUGUAGAUAUUGCGGACUAGUGUUUGAUUCGUUAGUAUCGUUAAAUAAUCACAUUAAUAAAACUCACAAGAGACGAUAUAACGAUUCUCGUUCAAGUGGAUCAUUCAAAAGAGAAGAAUGCGGAAUAAUAUACGAAGAACUCUUUAACGUAGACAAAUGCAUUAUUCUGCCUAAUUCAUCUUUUGACGAAAUUUCUGCAAUAUUUGCAAAAUUACAAAUGGAUCUUGAAAAAUCAGAGGAAUUAAAAUCUGAAAAUAAAACUGAAAAAAAUUUCUUUAAAGUUUCAACAAAAAUUAAAAAUAAAGAUGAAAUAAAAGUUGAAGGUCCCGAAAAGAAUGAAAAGAAUGCAACAGAAGAAAAGCAGGAUCCAGCAGAACUUCAGGACUUCUUUCUUGAAAUCGAAGAUAGAAAACCUGAGAUCAAUAAAUCCUCAAACUAAUUGAAAUAUUUAAAUACCGCUAUUGGCUGCAAAAUUUUUAAAACCGCUAUUGGCUGUAUUUAAUACUAAUCUACUUCCUCUGAAUUAAUACAAUUCAUUUUUAAAUUUCGCAAAACAUUUUGUAAAUUCAAAAUUAUACAUAUUUUAACAAUGUCAUUUAGUUUCAUAAAAUUAGUUCAAUUUUAAUGCAAAAGAUUUUGUU